This is a messenger RNA of Microthlaspi erraticum, 1431 nucleotides long. The record is from the annotation of a GenBank genome assembly. NCBI's taxonomy places the organism in Eukaryota, Viridiplantae, Streptophyta, Magnoliopsida, Brassicales, Brassicaceae.
AUGACUUUGUUCGAACUUCCGUCGGCGCCGUCGACGAGAUCUCUUUUUACUCGUGUUUUCUCCGGUCAAUCGCUCUCUUUGGUGGUAACAGCGACGGGAUCUAUGGAGCUCGUGAGGACAGAGCUCUCGAUCCUUUCCUUCAACCCACCAAAGACACAAGCUUUUUCGCCGGUUCUCUCUCACCUCCGAGUGAGUCUACUUCCGGCUCUGCCGAAACUUCCGCCGGAACCACCGGAUCUGCGGUCACACUGCCUAUUUCUGGCUUACCUUCAGCUUGGAGACCCUGAACCUCACUCUCACCAUCCGCAUCCUCUGCCUUUGACAGAGUAUCAUCAGUCGCCUCCAUCUGCUAUUGUUGUCGCCGGACUUGUUCUCUGCUCCGGCAUCUUGUCCGAUCUCAGGCCGCUACAGUACAACUCUCAAUCUCUCUUCGGUCCUGAUUUGCUAUGGUUUUGGCCCAUAUUGUCCUCCAUGGAUUGCUGCUGCACACCUGCUCUGGGGCUUGGCCCUUUCCCAUGUUAUUCAUGGUGCCCAUUCUCACCGUCGAAAGCUCAAGGUCUCUGGUUUAGUUUUCAUCUUCAAACUGUCCUCGAUCUGGUCGGAAUAAGCUGUAGCCUCGACGAGUCUUCUUUCACAGCUCCGUUCAUAUUCACCAUCCUCUCCUCCAUCAUUCCUCAAAGCUUUGGCCAUUUGAAGCUUUCCGUCCUACUCCUCGCCGGCGAAGGGACAUCGGGAUCUUGGAUUCCCGCCAUUGUCAAUUUGCAUAUCUUGUACCGGUGUUGUAUAUUUCUGGACUUCGUCCAUGUCUUGCCCACAACGAGCUCUGUUUUGAAGAAGUCUCUAUCAAGAAAGCUCUUUUCAACGUGUUUUAAAGAUAGUCGAACUGAAGUUGCGGCUCAAUUUGACAGUAAGGUCUCACAGCUUCGUGAAUCUGUCCGAAGACCCAAUGCCGGAAUGUUUUCAGCUCUUCUUGUUUGGGAGUUGUUUAACAUUUCAACCUCCUCCGUUGGCAUGGAGAGUUCGCUCCCACCUUCCUCUCUUUACAGAGAGAGAACAUUACCACCUUUUCCCUUCUCCAUGAGAAGUGGAUGCUUCUCGGACUCACACCCGAGUAAGUUCUACAACCUUCUGACCUUUUUGUUAUCUUUUGUUUCUGUCUACAUGGAAAGUGAAGAUGCAACCGGAAUUGAUUCAUCAAAUUUUGGAGGAAGAAGCUCUGUUUUAACGUCACUUUUGAUCUCACUUAUGAUCGUGACUAGGCUACAAAAAUCCGGCCAGGCCGUGAUGUAUCUUCCGACGCGUUUAAGCUCUGCUUAUAACCUGCUGUCACAUGAAGAUUUAUCUAUCUUUUGCUUUGUUUUUCUUAUGAUGUAUGGUAGUAUUCAAAGAGGAUGGUUAAUUCCCUCUGCCUUGUGUAACCCCAAAGCUUAA